Messenger RNA from Balaenoptera musculus (blue whale), 2430 nucleotides. It is a transcript of the gene CCDC92, whose product is annotated as coiled-coil domain containing 92. NCBI's taxonomy places the organism in Eukaryota, Metazoa, Chordata, Mammalia, Artiodactyla, Balaenopteridae. The record is from RefSeq and is a predicted model, not a curated record. The transcript has 6 exons. Bases 811 to 1800 code for a protein of 329 amino acids. Gene Ontology annotation, cellular component: centriole.
GCCCCGCCCGCCGCCCCGCCCAUGGACCGCCGGCCCCCGCUGCCGCCCGCCCGGAGGACCGCGCCGAGUGGGGGAGCCGCCUGAAGGACCGCGACGGCCGCGCCCGCAGGUGCACCAGGAGCGCCCGAGGGCCUGGCCCUGCUUUGUCUGGGAUGCUGUGGGGAGGAGGCCGUCUGAAUCCACAUCGCCUAUUUAAAUGCGUUUUACCACCCCGUGGACGUUAGAGACCCUCCCAGAUAAGUUGCAUUGUCUUCUGUCCUGAUAACCCUUUACCCACCAGGAGCGCAGAUUUGGGUCUGUCCUUUUAAAGAGGAGAACAAGGCAUCUCCUCUGGCGUUGCCACUUGCGAAGCCCACUGUAGUGCCUAGGAGUUGACGUUCCUGGUGAGACAACGGAAUUGAUGCCAGAGUGACCGACUCAGGUUUGCUGAGCAGAAGUAAACGUGGGCAUCUCUACCAGAAGCUCCAGAAGCGGUCCUGCAUUUGCCUCCGUUUGAUGUCGAGGCUGUCCAGCUUUCGGACGCUCUGCAGCCCUUCACGGCUCGCGCCCCGGACUUGCCUUGCUGUGGGCUGGCUCCUUUGUUCGGCCAGCGUCCUCCUCCCAAGGCCACGUGCUGACCACACAGGGUCGGGAUCUCAGGCACCGUGGGGCUCCAGUUAGAAUUAGUGUCUGGCCCGGCGGCCUCAUACAAGGAACUUGUGGCUACAGCAAGGAGACGAUUCCGGGGGCGGAAACCUUCCUCGCUCCUGUGGAAAGGCUGCUGUCAGCUCCCCUGAGGAAAGCUCUGAUGGAUGGAAACUCAGCUCUGGCAUGGCCUGCAGCCAGAUUUUAGGUCACCUGGACGUCAGCAUGGCAACCACGAGCCUGGAGGACCAGUUGCACAGCGCGCAGAAGAACCUCUCGUUCCUCCAGCGGGAGCACGCCAGCACGCUCAAGGGGCUGCACGCCGAGAUCAGGAGGUUGCAGCGCCGCUGCACAGAUUUAACCUAUGAGCUGACACUUAAAAGUUCGGAUCAGACAGGAGACGGAUCUUCUAGAAGCAGCGAACUCAAGAAAAGAUGUGAAGAGCUGGAGGCUCAGCUGCAACUGAAGGAGGAGGAGAACAACGAGCUGCUGAAGCAGCUGGAGCAGAAGAACGCCGCGGUCGCCGUGCUGGAGAACACCAUCAAGGAGCGCGAGAGGAAGUACCUGGAGGAGCUGAAGGUGAAGAGCCACAAGCUGGGCGUGCUGACCAGCGAGCUGGAGCAGCGCGCCGGCACCAUCGCCUACCUGACGUCGCAGCUGCACGCCACCAAGAGGAAGCUCCUGAGCUCCGGCGGCACCGCGGACGGCAGCGCGGCCGGCAGCCCCGCGCUGGCCAGCUACAAGCCGGCGCCUCCCAAGGACAGGCUGCCCGAGACGCCCCGGCGCCGCAUGAAGAAGAGCCUCUCGGCCCCGCUGCACCCGGAGUUCGAGGAUGUCUACAGAUUCGGGGCCGACAGCCGGAAACUGCUUCUGCGGGAGCCGGUGGACGCCAUGCCCGACCCCACCCCGUUCCUGCUGGCCAGGGAGUCGGCCGAGGUCCACCUCAUCAAGGAGCGGCCCCUCGUCAUCCCCCCCAUCGCCUCGGACCGCAGCGCCGGCGAGCAGCCCAGCCCCGCCCGCGAGAAGCCGCACAAGGCGCACGUGGGCGUGGCGCACCGCAUCCACCACGUGACCCCGGCGCAGGCCCCGCCCGAGGUGGAGACGCUGGCGGUGGACCAGGUGAACGGAGGCGGCAAGGUGGUGAGGAAGCACUCAGGGACGGACAGAACUGUGUGAAGGCCCCCGCGGCCCUCCACCGCGCGCUCCGGGCACUGUGGUCGCUACCGGGGAAAGCGCCGCCGCGCCUCCUCUGUCCCUUUUCUCUUUAAAUUCCCGUGCAUGCCACAUUUUCCCACACCUGUCAACAGAUUCCUCUCCUCCUGCUCCUCUUGCCCUCUGACUGACACCAAAACACGAUCGUGUCCCUGCUGCACAAUCCGUAUUUACUAAUCGCUGCGGCCGAACACCUGUGCGCCGACUCGCUUGCUUCCAGCCCCGCUCCGCGGAACCUCAGCGCGCUCGCGGACAAAGCACGGGCCGCAGGCUGCGUCGCUGCUCGACGUUAACGCCAUCAGAUAGUCACACGCCUAAUUAUAAAGUCGGAGCAACACAUAACGACCUUGACCUCAUCCCUCCCGUUUCCAGGGCGGCCUGUGCGGAGCAGCCCUGCUCCCUCCAGGAGAGCCCGUAACCUCCCGACACACCCUCCCCGGGGGGCGGCACGGAUAACCGAGCAGAUGUCUGUUAAGUCACGGGAACUAAAUAAGAUGACGUCACUCAUAUCACCACGACCUGAAUGUGUGUUGUUUUUUGUUAGUUUUAUCCAAAAUGUUCAAGAUCCCAACAAACUUUAUUUUCUAAACCUGC